GUGGCCCGAUUUUGACGUCAUCACGAGCGGCCUCCAUAUUUUUUUUGCGUCCCGAAUUUUUAUGGUAGACUUUUCUCUCGACCGCGGUGCUAAGGGCUAUGUAUCCGUGGGGAUUCCGUCGGCAGACUCGACCGUGCUCGUAGAACAACCCCGGCGUCGCUUCUGAACCUCCCAUUCGAGUCCCGCGACGCGCAACCGGGGGGUCCUGCGGCGAGGAUGCUUCGAAAAGAAGGGCUCGUCCAGCGCAAGAACGCCAGUUCGAACCCCGAUGCCAAGUCGAAGGACGUGGACGACUCGGCACCUCGGCAGGAAAGCGAGGAUGACGUCGAUUCGAAAGAAACACGGCUCACCCUGAUGGAAGAGGUGCUUUUACUGGGCCUCAAAGAGAAAGAGGGCUACACAUCCUUCUGGAAUGACUGCAUCUCGUCGGGCCUGCGGGGCUGCAUCCUAGUGGAGCUGGCACUGCGGGGCCGCAUUGAGCUGGAGCGGUGUGGGGUGCGCCGGCGGUCGCUGCUGCUGCGCAAGGUUCUGCUGCGCUCGGACACGCCCACGGGGGAUGUGCUGCUGGACGAGGCCCUGCGGCACCUCAAGGAGACCCGGCCGCCCGAGACGCUGCAGGCCUGGAUAGACUACCUCAGCGGGGAGACCUGGAACCCGCUGAAGCUUCGCUACCAGCUGCGCAACGUGCGUGAGCGUUUGGCGAAGAACCUCGUCGAGAAGGGGGUGCUGACGACGGAGAAGCAGAACUUCUUGCUCUUCGACAUGACCACACACCCACUGGUGGACCAAGCCUCAAAGGGAAAGCUGGUGCGCCGGGUACAGGAGGCCGUCUUGGGCCGCUGGGUCAACGACCCGCAGCGCAUGGACCGUCGUCUGCUAGCCCUCCUGGUCCUCGCACACGCCUCGGACGUGCUAGAGAAUGCGUUCGCUCCCCUUUCGGACGAAGACUAUGAGCUGUCCAUGCGUCGAGUGCGCGACCUUCUAGACCUCGACAUGGAAGCCGAAGCGGCUAAGCCUAAUGCAUGCGAAGUCCUCUGGGGAGUCUUUGCCGCCUUUGUCAAGUGAGAGCAGCGCUAACUCCGCCGGCUGACACACCGAGGGAGCAUCAACUGCUUCCCGUCUGCCGGGGUGGGUCAAAGUCGUCUGCCACUUUGUCUGCUGGAACGAGCCAAGUUGUUUGCUUUGCCCAUUGGAGCGGAUUCAAGUCGUCUGCUCCACCCGUUGGGGCGAAGUGAGCCGUCUGCAUGCUUGAAUGGGUCAAGUCGAUUUGCUGUUUUUGGAACUGCAGAAGGAUACAAAUAAAGUUUGGGGGAGAUGGGGAGAGCUUUGAUGGAGCGUCAUCUGCUACUGUGCUGUCCCUAGUUGGUUUGGGGAUGGCUAGCGACGCUUGUCGAAAGGCAAAGGAGCAGCACCUGCUUCUUUUUCUUGUGCUCUAUUCAGAGUGUGAAGCUGAGUCUGCUCUCAUUGGGUGAGCUGUUGCUUCCUUUACUUUAUGUCCAUGAACUAUGCUUCAACAAGUUAGUCCUGUUUUUGUAUGUUAACAGUCAUGCAUUCCUCGACGCAAGGCUCUGCUGUACAUAUAGCUAGGGGGCAUAUUUGCAGUUCUCUAUUGUUUUGUCGGGAAACAAAGCACUUCUCUUUAUCACUUUGAAUGAAUUGCAUAACUUCGAGCAGUUUCGAGUUUCCUAGCUUCGUGUUAGCCCAGGCUGAUCCAUAUUUCUUUACUUUGCGUAAUUUGGCGGCGGUGGCAGCGGUAUUGUUCCUCAGUUGUAAAUAAAUAGUCCUCUUGGUGAA
Messenger RNA from Ixodes scapularis (black-legged tick), 1794 nucleotides. It is a transcript of the gene sau, whose product is annotated as Golgi phosphoprotein 3 homolog sauron. Gene Ontology annotation, cellular component: Golgi cisterna; trans-Golgi network; cytosol. Gene Ontology annotation, biological process: Golgi to plasma membrane protein transport; Golgi vesicle budding; Golgi organization. The transcript is spliced from 3 exons. Lineage: Eukaryota; Metazoa; Arthropoda; Arachnida; Ixodida; Ixodidae. The record is from RefSeq and is a predicted model, not a curated record. Bases 217 to 1065 code for a protein of 282 amino acids. Gene Ontology annotation, molecular function: phosphatidylinositol-4-phosphate binding.